Molecule: messenger RNA, 1937 nt
Organism: Ipomoea triloba (trilobed morning glory)
Lineage: Eukaryota; Viridiplantae; Streptophyta; Magnoliopsida; Solanales; Convolvulaceae
Product: 70 kDa peptidyl-prolyl isomerase-like
Exons: 12
Coding region: 183-1820 (545 amino acids)
Molecular function (GO): peptidyl-prolyl cis-trans isomerase activity; protein binding
Source: RefSeq, a predicted model, not a curated record
GUCCAACUUGCAAGGUGGACCAGGUCCACAGAAUAAUUUGCAAUGUGGAAAUAUUGGGCCAAACAGGAGAAAGGCCCAAUCCAUUAGAAGAAGAGACACACAGAGAAAGCCCAGAAAAGCAAGUGAAUGGUGCUGAAAGUGGAAGGCAACCAAAUCGUAACGACUUAUCUUCAACUCAAAAUAUGGUUCCCUCCUUCUCCACCGAACUUAUCCAUUUCAUUCCAUCAAAAGAAAUGUCAGAAUCUGAAGCUGAAGACUUACCAGAGAAAGAAAUUGGCAACGAAGGCCUCAAGAAAAAGAUUCUCCAAAAGGGAAACUCAUGGCAGACUCCACUUCCUGGAGAUGAAGUCCAUGUUCAUUACAGUGGAAAGCUCCAUGGCAAUGGAGAAUACUUCGAUUCAAGCCGUAAAAAGGGAACCCCUUUCACGUUCAAAUUGGGGCAAGGUGAAGUUAUAAAAGGGUGGGAUAUUGGGAUUGCUACAAUGAGAAAGGGAGAAAGAGCAUUGUAUACUAUUCCUCCAUGUUUGGGUUAUGGGAAGGCUGGCUCUCCGCCCAUUAUUCCUCCGGAUUCCACUCUGGUUUUCGACAUAGAAAUGGUGUCGUGGAAGUCGAUCAGAGAUGUCGCCGGCGAUGGAGGAAUAUUGAAGAAGAUUGUGAGGGAAGGUGAAGGGUGGGCUACCCCUAGAGAUGCUGAUCAAGUUCUUGUGAAGUAUACCAUGAGGACUGAGAAUAAGGAAGAUGUUGUUUCUGAAUCUAAUGAUGGGGUGGAAUUUUCCCUAACAGAGGGAUUUCUCUGCCCAGCCAUGAGUAAAGCAGUAAAGACAAUGAGAAAGGGGGAGAUUGCAGACAUAUCAGUGAAGCCUUUUUAUGGCUUUGGAGCUCUUACAAAUGAAAACACAAACACAAACACAAACUCUAUUAUUGGUAGCAUUCCACCAACUUCAAAUUUAAGUAUCCAUCUUGAACUGGUGUCAUGGAAAAGUGUCACUGAUGUAAUGGGUGAUAAGAAGGUUCUCAAGACAUUGAUCAAAGCGGGCGAAGGCUAUGACCGUCCUAACGAAGGUGCCCUUGUAAAAGUGGUGUGCAUUGGCAAGCUGGAAGAUGGAACAAUCACUGAAAGAAAAGGGUCAGAUCAAGAACCUUUUGAGUAUCUAUGUUUAGAAGAUCAAAUCAUUGAGGGUUUGGAUCAGGCAAUCAUGACUAUGCGAAAAGGAGAGGAAGCACGAGUUAGAAUCUGCAGUGACUACUUCCAUGGCUGCAAAGAAAAGACAACAGAAUUAUCUCCAUUGAUUUAUGAAGUCAAGCUGCUUGACUUCACCAAGGAGAAGCCAUUUUGGAAGAUGGACACACGGGAGAAAAUCGAAGCUUGUGAGAGAAAUAAGCAAGAGGGGAACCUUCUGUUCAAAUCUGGGAAGUUCCAGCAUGCCUCUAAGAAGUAUGAAAAGGCAUCAAAGUACAUCGAGUUUGAUCACUCUUUCACUGCAGAUGAGAAGCGCCAGGCAAACGCGUUGAACUUGUCCUGCAGUUUGAACAAUGCUGCAUGUAAAUUGAAACUGGAAGACUUUUUAGAGGCUUCAAGGUUAUGCAGCAAGGCUCUAGGCAUUGAUCCGUGUAAUACCAAAGCGCUCUUCAGAAGGUCUCAGGCAUACUUGAGAAUGUCUGAGCUCGAAAAGGCUGAAAUUGACAUCAAGCAAGCUCUAGCCCUGGAUCCAAACAACAGGGAUGUGAAGCUUGUGCACAAGGAGCUAAGGCAAAGACAAAAGCAAUAUGCACAGCAUGAAGUCAAAUUUUUCAGUGCCAUGCUAUCCAGGAUAGAGUAGUAUGACUUCAUUUGCAGUGAUUUUACAGAAAUAUGCAUAACAAAAUUGCAGUUAGAUCAAAACAUAUACAAAAAGUUGUAUUUUAUUUAAUUAGAGCAUAAAUGUUUACAAAUGACA